AUGGUUCGAAGUAUGAAGAAUAAAUUGCAGCUACUUAGGGAGGAAGAAUGGGAGACAUUUUUAGAAGAUGUCAAAAAAUUUUGUGAUGAUAAUUUCAUUGAAGUACCCGAUAUGGAAGACAUAUUGCCUAUCCAAGGUCGCUCUAGGCGUGAGGGACAAACUGUUACUUACUUCCAUAUAUAUCGUGUUGAGAUCUUUUACGGGGUUAUUGAUCUUAUUUCCCAAGAGAUGGAUAAUUGUUUUAUAGAAAGAAACACAGAGCUACUACUUUGUAUUGGCUCCUUGGAUCCUAGGAAUUCAUUUUCAAGUUUCGAUAAUUCAAAACUUGUUCGCCUUGCACAAUUUUAUCCAGAGGAUUUCUCUUUAUUAGACCUUGAGCUGUUGCCAAAUCAGUUGGAUAAUUUUAUCUAUGAUGUGAGAACGGAUAAAGAUUUAUCUGGACUUCAAAAUAUAGGAGAUCUUUCUGUAAUGAUGGUUAAGACACACAGACACACUGCUUAUCCUUUAAUUUAUCUUCUAGUUGAGUUAGCUUUGGUUCCGCCUGUUGCCACUGUUACUAUUGAGAAAGUUUUUUCUGCUAUGAAAAUGAUCAAGACUUAUCAGCGCAAUAGGAUGGGAGAUGCGUAG
Molecule: messenger RNA, 627 nt
Organism: Daucus carota subsp. sativus
Lineage: Eukaryota; Viridiplantae; Streptophyta; Magnoliopsida; Apiales; Apiaceae
Exons: 2
Coding region: 1-627 (208 amino acids)
Molecular function (GO): protein dimerization activity
Source: RefSeq, a predicted model, not a curated record